Silurus meridionalis is the source of this 1524-nucleotide messenger RNA. RefSeq names its product solute carrier family 25 member 38b (gene slc25a38b). The record is from RefSeq and is a predicted model, not a curated record. Gene Ontology annotation, cellular component: mitochondrial inner membrane; mitochondrion. NCBI's taxonomy places the organism in Eukaryota, Metazoa, Chordata, Actinopteri, Siluriformes, Siluridae. Gene Ontology annotation, biological process: glycine import into mitochondrion. Gene Ontology annotation, molecular function: glycine transmembrane transporter activity.
CCUGAAACCGGUUCCGAACAGGGAGGAUACCCUGAGAGAAGGGGCGGUGUGACGCAUGUUGCGCGUGUUGAAGUGUGCGCACGCGCAGUAUGUACACCGGCGACUUCUACGCAGUGGAGAGUGUCAGAGUUAUCGAGCAGGAGAACUUUAUUCCAGGGUCAAAGGUUACAUUGUGAGGAACAACACAACGGCCACAGUGAGAUCAGAGCAGGGGGAGCUGAGCACUUCCUCCCCAUCCCACACUGCUCCUUCAUCUUCAUCAUCAUCAUCAGUUAUGGAUGUUGCACUGGCUCACCCGGUGUUGAAGGCGUUCAUGUGUGGUUCUCUCAGUGGAACCUGUUCCACAUUGCUGUUCCAGCCGCUGGAUCUGGUAAAAACACGCCUGCAGACUCAACAGAACAGCAAACAACCUGGUGGUGGGAAGGUGGGAAUGCUGCGUGUGUUCAUCACAGUGGUUCAGAAGGAAAAGCUUUUUGGUCUGUGGAAGGGUGUGUCACCGUCGUUCAUGCGCUGUAUUCCAGGUGUAGGGAUUUAUUUCAGCACGUUCUUCUCCCUGAAGCAGUAUUUUUUCGAGCAGCGAGCUCCAGGAGCGUGUGAUUCAGUGAUGUUGGGUGCAGCAGCCCGUUGUGUGGCGGGAAUCACCAUGCUGCCCUUUACGGUCAUCAAAACACGCUUCGAGAGUGGGCGUUAUAACUACAGCAGUGUGUGUGGAGCAUUAAGGAGUGUGUGUGAGACCGAGGGACCGAGAGCUCUGUACUCUGGUCUCACAGCUACACUGUUCAGAGACGCUCCGUUCUCCGGCAUCUACGUCAUGAUCUACAGCCAGAGCAAGGGGCUGCCGAGCGAGCUGGGAUCGUCAGGUUUGGCUCCUUUGCUGAAUUUCGGUUGUGGUGUGUUUGCGGGGAUUUUGGCAUCCAUGGUGACACAGCCAGCUGACGUUGUGAAAACACACAUGCAGGUCAACCCAACACGCUACUGUACAACACGCCAUACCCUACAAGUCAUCUACACUGAACAUGGGCUCAGAGGUUUUUUCCGUGGGGCUGUUCCACGCUCACUGAGGAGAACUCUGAUGGCUGCGAUGGCCUGGACUGUGUAUGAGCAACUCAUGGCACUUAUGGGCCUUAAAUCCUGAACACUCCCUCACACACACACACACACACACACACACACACACACAUACACAUACACACACACACACACACACACACACACACACACACACACUACCAGAAGAAACUUUUUUAGUAUUUAAUUUAAAACAGUCCUGGAGAAAUUCAGGUCCGCCUCAGUAUUGUUUGCUUGUUGUCACUCCAGAAGCUCCACCCACUCCACACUUAUUUAUUAAAAAACUCCACUCACAUGAGGUAAAUACUAAUGCUCCACCCCUAAAACAGGCUCCAUGACAGAUUAUUGUUUUUUUAGACCGAUAUUCCGUUUUAUAUUAUUUACAUCUGUUUUUUCACUACAUUAUAUUUUUGGAGUUUUUAUUCUCAUUAAAAAGUGAUCACUUUCACCACUUUA